CGCUCCUCCACAACGUCCGACGCUUGGUGCCCUCGACAAGUGGCCGCCCGAUGGCAUCGACCAGGGAUGUCGUUGCGUCUGGCAGCACGACGCUCGCGACGCAGCUGCCGCUCAGCGAGAUGCGGGCACGGGCUCUGUCAGCUUCGGGCUUCGCCGGCGCGCAGCAGAGCCAUAUGUCUCGAGGAGAGGCGAGCUCCUCAAAUGCGAGCACCGAGAAUCCGCCGUCAAGAUCCGGUCCCGCCUCGCCCGACUGGACGUCAGGCCGCACAGAGGCGUGGCUUGUCCUCCUGGACCUGCCUGAUCAUCUCGCGCAACUGCAGAACCGAAGCUCAGCGUUCUCGCCGGCUCAUCUCGCUCCUGGCCAUGCCGCUGCCGGCCAUGAGGAGGCGGAUGUGGAGGAGCUCGACGCCACGUCUGACGAUGCCGAGUGGGAGGUCGCUACUACCAAGCGCGCCCGCCGUCGACAGCACAAGUCAGCAGCAUCUGAGUCUGCCGUGCGCUCCCGCGCGUCCAGUGUGGCCUACCACACUGAGAGCGAAGCCUCCGCCAGCCGCGCCGGCUCGCGGCCGGCAGGCUCAAAGAAGAGGACACCGAAGAAACGCGCCAAGCCGCAGCCACUUUCUGUUGCGCACCGAGACGAGAGCCAGGUCCAGCUCGAUGUCGACCGCAGCUUCGCAGGGCGAGCAUGGGAGUCCUCGGUGUCCGCAGCAGAUCGUGCGCAGCGAAGAGCGCAGCUGACCGACGUCAUUCGCCGAGUGCUGCGCACGACGCCAGCACUCUGCUACUACCAGGGAUACCACGACGUGAUCUCGCUGCUGCUCCUCACCCUCAGUCCAGACCUGUCCAGCCAGCGCUUUACGGUCGCGGGCCUCGAUGGCACGCCCGCCGUCUGGCAGAGCGCGGAGGAGAGGGAUCUCGUCGUACUGGCGAGCUCCCGCCUGAGUCUGCAUUGGCUGCGAGACUACAUGACACGCGGGCUGGACCCCGCGCUCGGCGGGCUGAAGCUCACGCGCAACCUGCUGCGCAAAGUGGAUGCAGAGCUUGCUGCGGUGGUGGAAGCCGCGUCGCCGCUGCCGUAUUUCGCACUCUCUUGGCAGAUCACCGGCUUUGCCCACGAUAUUGCGCCAGAGCUGGCCGCGCAAGUGCUCGACUACCUGCUUGUGGACGGACAGAGCGGCGUGCUCUAUCUCACUGUCGCGAUGCUGCUGUCGAAGCGCGCCGAGAUCCUGGCCCAAGACGGAGAAGACGGCGCCGAGCUGCACCACAUGCUCUCGCGCCUGCCGAGCAGCAUCGACAGCAACUCGCUGCCGGCACUUCUGCAGCAGGCAGCCGCGAUUGCCGCUGAACACGGGCCGCUGGAGCCGGUUGCGGGCUUGGGCGCAUCGACAGGCGUCAUGGGUCCCCAGUCGGUGCUGCGCACCUUUGCUCGCCUCCACCGGCCCGCAAGCGCUAGCUCGUGGAGGACACGAGACGAGCGAGCGCGCACCGCCUUGAAUGGCGAUGUGCGCGCCAUCGUCCGGGACUUUGCCGUCUCUCCGCCGCCGUCUCCGCCGCCGGAGCCAGAGCUGCAGAAGCGGCGGCGCCGCAAGACAGACGCGGACGGGCAAGGCAGGCCGGCUCACGACAAGGCUGAGCCCGCCAGGGGCUUGCUGCUCGCCGGUGCGCUGGGCGCCACUGCGAUUGUGCUGUGGCUCGCUGCGUCGAGCCCGGCUGCCACGCAGUACAUGCCUGCCGAGACGGUACAGCUCAUCAAGAGCUUCGCGGCGAAGAUUGCGUAAUGAGACGAAGUGCAGGCUGACUGAAGUGUGGA
Tilletiopsis washingtonensis is the source of this 1810-nucleotide messenger RNA. RefSeq lists its product as hypothetical. Gene Ontology annotation, cellular component: endoplasmic reticulum membrane. The coding region runs from base 51 to 1778 and encodes 575 amino acids. The record is from RefSeq and is a predicted model, not a curated record. Gene Ontology annotation, molecular function: GTPase activator activity. Gene Ontology annotation, biological process: endoplasmic reticulum to Golgi vesicle-mediated transport; positive regulation of GTPase activity. NCBI's taxonomy places the organism in Eukaryota, Fungi, Basidiomycota, Exobasidiomycetes, Entylomatales. The transcript has 8 exons.